Molecule: messenger RNA, 1266 nt
Organism: Carlito syrichta (Philippine tarsier)
Lineage: Eukaryota; Metazoa; Chordata; Mammalia; Primates; Tarsiidae
Gene: ZNF391
Product: zinc finger protein 391
Exons: 2
Biological process (GO): regulation of transcription by RNA polymerase II
Cellular component (GO): nucleus
Molecular function (GO): RNA polymerase II transcription regulatory region sequence-specific DNA binding; DNA-binding transcription factor activity, RNA polymerase II-specific
Source: RefSeq, a predicted model, not a curated record
CUCAGCAUGUGAAUUGGACCUGAUCACCCAGUUGGAGACAGAACAACCGUAGAUCCUGGAUCAUUAGAGAACUGAAGAGGACUGUCCAAAGUCUAAAAAAUACCUGUCUAGAUAGGGAGAUUUGAACUGAACCAAAACAUCAACACCAAUCAGGCUGCUUUAGAAGAACUAGAGUUUUCAGGAUCAGUUAUGGAAAAUCUCAUAAGAAAUACUGCUCAGGUUCUUACAAAUGAAGAAACCUAUAAAAGUAAGGGCCAGUUAUCAAAGUAGACAAAAUGUCCUGCACAAAAGAAAUCCUCUUUUGAGAACACAGCAAUUAGAAAAGUGUCAAUAAUGCUCAAAGAAAUUUUAACUGGAGAGAGAGACCCUGAAUCCAGUGAAUUUAGCCUAAGCUCAAACCUUGAUGCACAACUGAAAAUUCCAAAAGGAAAUAGAUCCCUCAUGUCUAGGAAAGACUCCAAAAAUAACUCAGACUUAAUUAAGCACCAGAAACUCUUCCCACAAAAGAAACCUUGUAAAUGCAAUGAAUGUGGGAAAGUCUUUAGUUACCAAUCAGAACUUCUUGUACACAAUAGAAUUCAUGGAGGAGAGAAGCCUUUUGAAUGCAAUGAAUGUGGAAAAACUUUCAGCCGAAGUACACACCUUAUUGAACAUCAAAGAACUCACACUGGAGAAAAACCUUAUGAAUGCAAUGAAUGUGGAAAAGCUUUUAGUCGAAGUACACAUCUUAAUCUGCAUCAAAGAAUCCAUACGGGAGAAAAACCCUAUGAAUGUAGUGAAUGUGGGAAAGCCUUUAGCCGAAGCACUAACCUGAGUCAACAUCAGCGAAUUCAUACUCAAGAAAAGCCUUACAAGUGUAAUGAAUGUGGGAAAGCUUUUAGUGACCGUUCAACUAUAAUUCAGCAUCAACGAAUACACACUGGAGAGAAUCCCUAUGAAUGCAGUGAAUGUGGAAAAGCUUUCAGCUGGAUCUCAUCUCUCAUGGAACAUCAGAGAACACACAGUGGGGAGAACCCCUAUGAGUGCAGUGACUGUGGGAAAGUAUUCAGUCGAAGCUCAUCUCUUACUGAACAUCAGCGAAUCCACACUGGAGAAAAGCCCCAUGAGUGUAAAGAGUGUGGAAAGGGCUUCAGUCGGAGCUCAUCCCUUAUUAUUCACCAGAGAACUCAUACGGGAGAGAAGCCUUACAAAUGUAAUGACUGUGGGAAAGCCUUCAGUCAGAGUUCAACUCUCAUCAGACAUCAGCAUCUUCAUACUAAAGAGUAA